AUGACUGCAAGCGAAAAACUAGGUCAAAGCAGGAAAAGAGAAUCUGAAAUGGAUCUGUCUUUAGCAGAAGCGUCCUGUUUUUCUGUUCAGGAUAAAAUAGUUGAUUCUGUAAUCUCAAUUUCUUCUGUUGCUCCAGUAUAUGAUAAAACAGCAGCUUGUGAUACUGCUUUAAGAUCUGUAACAGAAGAAAAGGGUUUUCAGGCUUUGAGUGAUGGACCCUGGGCAAAAAGACCACGUCUUAAUCCUUCUGAGGAUAGCUCUGCCAAAGCCAGUGAUUUUUCAUUCCUCACCUUUCCGAAGAAGCUCUGGAAAAUUGUUGAAAGUGAUCAGUUUAAAUCAAUUUGGUGGGAUGAUGAUGGGAAUUGUGUAGUGAUUGAUGAAGACUCCUUCAAAAAGGAGGUGCUGGAAAGGAGAGGACCUCUGAGAAUUUUUGAAACUGACUGCAUGAAAAGUUUCAUUCGUCAGCUUAACCUUUAUGGUUUCAGCAAAAUGCGACAGGAUUUUCAAAGAUCUGCCUCACUUGCUGAAUUUCUAGCAGAGGAAAAAGCAGCUUCUGCUUUUAGCAAGUUACAGUUCUAUUAUAACCCAAAUUUUAAGAGAGGUUAUCCCCACCUGCUAGGAAGAUGCAAGCGAAGAGUUGGCAUAAAAACUAAACCAGCAGUUGCAUUCUCACUGAAUCAGGAUUUUAAUGAAAAUCACUUGAGAAGCGAGGGAAGAAGCCCUGAUGUUCAGUCUGCAUUUGGACUCGUCUCUGCAGAGGAGGCUGAUCUGUUCACAGCAGCUCCAAGGGAGAAGGCACCAACACCUGCCCCAAGGAAGGCCACAGUUAUCAAGGGACUCACGAAAGCACCUGGUCGAAUGAAAAGUGGUUUUGCAUCUUCUCAGGAAGCCUCCCUGAGCCUGUCGGAGCCUCCUGCAGCAGAAGCUGGGGACGAGUUAAAUCAGCUGGCCCCAUUCCUCUUGCCACAGCAGAGCAGCCCCGCUGAAGCGAGCGUGCAGGAUCCUGACUCCGCUACGCCUCCACCUUCCGCCUCGCUCUACCACCUUAUACCUCCUGUACCAAACAGUCCUUUCAGACCUGCCAUGGGUCUUCCUGCCUUUCCAUCCAUGUAUCCAGAUAUCUCAGCCAUGCAGGCUCACUGGGCUAGUCUGCUUCCCUUCUGUAACCCGUGGUUUUCAAUGCCUAUGAUUGCAGCAGCCGCUGCUAUUACUAUGUCAAGAUCAUCUCACCACCGCAAUCCAACGUACCACCACUGCCCUAGCUGCAACUGUCCUUCAAACAGUGCACCUGCUGGCAAAGGGGUUGGGCCCCAAGCUGCUGAAUAUACAGGAUAUCAUAGAUAA
This is a messenger RNA of Tinamus guttatus (white-throated tinamou), 1344 nucleotides long. RefSeq names its product heat shock transcription factor, Y-linked. Gene Ontology annotation, molecular function: sequence-specific DNA binding; DNA-binding transcription factor activity. Lineage: Eukaryota; Metazoa; Chordata; Aves; Tinamiformes; Tinamidae. Gene Ontology annotation, biological process: regulation of DNA-templated transcription. The record is from RefSeq and is a predicted model, not a curated record.